Messenger RNA from Anopheles funestus (African malaria mosquito), 1577 nucleotides. RefSeq lists its product as uncharacterized. The record is from RefSeq and is a predicted model, not a curated record. The transcript has 2 exons. Bases 626 to 1531 code for a protein of 301 amino acids. Lineage: Eukaryota; Metazoa; Arthropoda; Insecta; Diptera; Culicidae.
GGUUCUCUCGGGACGUGCGAACAACUCCCUGCCCUCUGGUGGACACUUCCUGCAACGAUCCUUUGGUUGCUUUACGAACGGGGCCGACCACCAUUUGUUUUGGGUCGUCGCCUAUCGGACGUAUAUAUUGGUGGUGAUAUCGUAAUCGCAGUAUUAUGCAAAAAAACACAAACCUUGCCUUUCUCCCUGCAGGCAACCACACAUCGCCACAUGUUUCCACGAUUCUCCGCGCCGUAGCUAGGAGCGGGAGGUAGCGAACUCAUUUGCGUUAAAACCACGAUUCAGUCCAGACUCAGUACGUGCCGAGGCAGCGUACACAACAUCUUCCCGACUUUCUUUAACCAUUCUGUGUGUAGUUUUGCUUUUUUUCUUUUUUUUUUAUAAACCCCAAGCAAGAGAAGAAACUUUGCAAGAGAUUAAGUGUGUGCGUGUGUGUGUGUGUUUGUGUGCGCAGCAUUUUUUUAUUUCUUUUCUUCCCCCUGCGAGAACGGGAUCAGUAAGCGGGGGACACAACGAAAAUCAAAGAUUUAUUCAAAUCGUGCCUUAAUUUAUUUGUUCACAAAGUGGAUAGGGUGUUUGUACGACUUAUAUCCCCCUUCCCCCCCGCCUUUCUUACUUGUCCGCCAUGUUGGACGGUUCGUGGUUUUUUGGCAAAUUAAUCAUUCCACUGCUGAUGGCAGAAAUAACACUGCACGGAACGCAUCAACCUAACGGCAUCUCGUUGGUAAUGGCCACCGACGCAAACAACCCAACCGGAGCGAACGAUGUGCCAUUGAACUGUUUGGAGCACACGGUAACGUCCGGGACAUUCGACGAAUACUACGGACUGGAGGAUAUUGGGAACGAACCGUCCAGCAACUAUCUGGUAAAUGUCAGCUUCACCGUGGAGGUACGCAACCGACAGGAAGAGUUGGCUGUACUACUCUCGGGUCAGAACCGUUCUUAUCAACAUCCAGACUUUGCUCGGACGUACGAAAUGCGCCUAACGAACGUCUACACGGUGAUGUAUCGGGAAACGCUCAAAAUGCAGGCUUACCACAGCCCAACGGAUAAACUAUUCCCGGCGGAUAUCUUCCGGCUACGGUUUCUGCUUAGCCGCGACGGUAACCUAACCGUGCUGGUGAAUGACAACGCGAAGCGCCCAUUGCUAGCGGUCGUCGACGAACGGCAGGCUCUGGAGGUGCAGUACGUGAGCUUUUCGUCGCGCAUGAACGCCUACCCGGUGCGGUUCUUUCUAGGCUGUGGUCUACCACAGUACAGAGCGAUCGAGCUGAUCGCCGAGUCGGUAGGAUCACCAACCAACCUGCCAUUAGUCGACGGUUCCUGUCCCGUCUGUCCGAAGCAGCGCUGUGAAGUGGUCGUUAAGGCAUGUGCGGACAACAGCAAGGAUCCGAACGGAGCCGCCGGCAACGGGGAGCUAGAGCAGCAGAAGUACUACUUCUACUUUAAUCUCUACCUGAUGAAGAACAGAACCAAAUCGAACGUACUUACCGGGAGUGGCGUACGUAAACCAUCCGAUGAUGGGCUGUAGAAGCUGUUUGUAAAAUAAUUUGCUCAAUAAAAAUACAAGAAUAACA